This is a messenger RNA of Daucus carota subsp. sativus, 2528 nucleotides long. RefSeq names its product probable protein phosphatase 2C 71. Gene Ontology annotation, molecular function: protein serine/threonine phosphatase activity. Gene Ontology annotation, biological process: protein dephosphorylation. The transcript has 10 exons. NCBI's taxonomy places the organism in Eukaryota, Viridiplantae, Streptophyta, Magnoliopsida, Apiales, Apiaceae. The record is from RefSeq and is a predicted model, not a curated record. Gene Ontology annotation, cellular component: chloroplast. Bases 100 to 2316 code for a protein of 738 amino acids.
GCUGAAAAGACAAUUGGAGUUGUAGUUUAUGCUGAUUGCUGACCAUUAACAUGAAACCAUGUUUCAUCUCCAACCCAUAAUCACCUCUGCUCUCUUCACAUGACUUCUACUCAAAUGGGCGACAAGCUGUGUACAUCUCUUGAUUCUCCCUCAUUCAUCACUUCCUCUCUUCCACAUUACAAGCUCUACAACCCUAUCUUCAAGCUUCAGCUUCUAAACCCAAAACCCACCUGUAAUACUAGCAGCAAAUCAAGAACAACAAGAAGAAAAAAUGGGUUGCUCAAUCUCACUGUGCUCUGUGCACCCAUUUCAUCAGCACCCUCCUCCCCCGAUUUCGAUAUUGUUUCUACCUCAGAGGGUUCUGAUGGAAGUUUUGUAUUUCGGUUUGGGGAUGCUAGUGAAAUGGAAAGAAUUAGGGAACUAGAGGAAUUGAGAAAAUUGGAAGAGUUAAGAGAAUUGGGAGGAGGUAGCAAUGAGAUAAGUUAUGAUUUGAAAGUGUUGGAUGGAAACGAUGAGGAAGAAGUGGUUGUUAAAACUAUAGAGAGAGAAGGAUUGGAUGUUAGUGAAGAACAUAGUGACUUUAUACCAACAUCAAGUGAAAAUUUAAUUCAAGAGAGUGAUGAACGAAGUUCACAAGCUGAUAUUCUAAAUGCUAGCGAGGAGACGUCUACUUCGGCACUGGAUUCUGAAAAUGCAUGUAUGACAGAAAACUCAACGCAGAAGAAUUGUCAUGAAAAUUCUACAUCAACAUGUUCUCUUUCUAAUAAUAGUUUAACAAUAGAAGGGAAUAUUCCUGAACCAAAUAUUGGUGAUGAAUCUGUGUCUGACUCUGUAAAUGUAGGCAUCACAGUCACUGAAGUUGCACAAAGUGAUGAAGGGGAUAUUCGAAAGAAUAUCAGGACGGAAGAUGCAGGUAUCGAUAAUUCUGUCCGAGCAGUUGGUAUAUUAGAACAUGAUGUGGACUCCGGUAAUGCUCAUGAAGGAAACAAUUAUAAUGACUCUUUGUCUGACUCUGGAAAUUUACCCGAGUCGUUCACUGAAGUUCCACAAAGUAAUGAUGCUUGUAAAGACGAUAGCCAAGAGAGUCUUAGCAGUGAAGCUGCUGGAUUUGAAGAGUCUCCUCAAGCAGAAACUAUUGAAACGCCAGUAAUGCUUAAUGAAAGUUCCUCCAUCUCAACACUAGAACCAGAGAUAACAGAUGUUGAAGUAUUAAUCGGAGAUAUGGCAAGAGUAUCUGAUAGUGAUGCAGUUGAAGUAUCAAGUGGAGAUCUCACAGAUGCUGGAGCGGACAUGCAGCUAAUAAGAAAUCACAUAAUUAGGAGAACUACAGACAUGGAAGAUCACAUCAAAAUUCUGGAGACGAAAAUUGAAGACCAGAAUGGCAGGUUUGAUGAGCAAAACAGAAAGUUUGAAGAAAUGAUGAGAAUGAUGAGAGAUAUUGAGGAUCUAAGCAGGAACUUGAAGGAUGUCAACUCUCACUUAGCAGAAUUAUCUAGAGACCUAGAUACAGGUGGAAUCGAUUCCAGCAGAUCAUCCCUAGGUGAAGAAAUAUCUACUCCAGAACUCUGUCUUUCAUCUGGUGCAGCUUUAUUGCCUCAUCCCUCUAAGGCAUUGGCAGGUGGAGAGGAAUCAUACUUUGUUACUAAUCUGAACUGGCUAGGGGUGGCCGAUGGAGUAGGACAAUGGUCGCUUGAAGGCAGUAAUCCAGGAGUUUAUGCUCGAGAACUCAUGGAACACUGUGGGAAAAUUGUCUCAAAUUCCAGUGGUAUAUCAAUUCUUAAACCUGUAGAAGUUCUUCACAGAAUUGUCGCGGAAGCUCAAUCUCCUGGAUCAUCAACUAUAUUGCUUGCUCACUUUGACGGUCAGAUUCUUCAUGUUGCUAAUAUUGGAGACUCGGGGUUCAUCGUAAUAAGAAAUGGUACUGUUCAUAGAUGUUCUUCUCCAAUGCAUCACGAGUUCCACUUUCCUCUGCAAAUAGCAAAAGGUCAUGAUCCCUCUGAGCUUGUGGAGGAAUACCAAAUUGAUUUAGAACUUGGUGACAUAGUUGUCACUGCAACUGAUGGGCUUCUGGACAACCUAUAUAUGGAAGAGAUAGCAUCAACUGUCGCAAAGUCAUUGGAUGCCAAAAUAAAUGCCCAGGAAAUAGCGAAACUCUUGGCUAGAAGAGCGCAAGAAGUGGGGAAGUCUGCAUUUGGAAAUAGUCCCUUUGCAGAUUCUGCUCGGGCUGCUGGGUACAAGGGAUAUACUGGUGGUAAGCUUGAUGAUGUUGCUGUCAUUGUAUCUCUGGUCCAAAAGAGGUUGAUCUCAAAUGCCUAAGCCUUUUGUCCUCCUCCAUUGUUAUAUAUUUUAGAUUCGAUAUCACUCUUGUAAAAGCUGGCUAAGCUGCUCAUGCACUGAUCAUAGAUUUUUAGUAGUAAAGUUAUAAAGGACACUCCUUUACUAUCAUUAGCAAGUAGCACUAUGAAUUAUGAGCUGUUGCUGGAGUAAUAUUCUAUUUAAAGGGCCCGGUAUCGAAAAAUUAUUUUUCA